GGUAGUUUCGGUGAUCCCGUUAUCCGUUCUUGGGACACCUCUGCCUGGAAACAGGCUGGUGAUCCUUGGAGUGGUCAUGGCAACCAAGGCGUCAAUAAUAUCACCUUGAACCUAGCUGGAACCCUUCUCGCAUCAUCAUCUAACGAUGGCACAGUUCGCUUGUGGCAGCUGCCCGCAGGCACUGAAGUUGCGAGGUUUCAACACACAGGUCGGGCGGCUUAUGUUGCAUUCUCGGUCGAUGGAUACUCUAUGUUCAGCAGCAACUCGAACUACCAAAUAUUGCAAUGGGAGAUACCGGAAGCAGGUCCUCGCAGCGGCUGUGAUAAGGCUGGUCCUUCAUGGGGCAAACAACUGGCACGUAAUCGACAAGGGCUUCUUCAUUCAGAUAUUCCUGGCCAGCGCCGCAGGGCACUGAACUAUGAGUGCACCAACAGGCCUCGCGGACAGGCUGCUUACUUUGUACCGCCACGCACUCGUGCCGAGAGCUCUUUGUCUUCUCCGUUGCACAAUUUCAGGACCUUUUUCACUGGCAUCCGGCAGUCGUCAGACAACAAGCAGAAGGAGUGUCAACCGAAACAAAAGGCUCCAGAAGUCAUUGAUGUUCCUCUCGGGCAAGCCACAUAUGGUGAUGUUGUUGGUGUGGAUGACGGAACACGUCCAUACUCGCUCCUCUGUUGCCUCAGCUGGUGCCAGAAAAAGAAGAAGCCGGAUCUGCCACUGCCAGUCUACGAUGUCGACCUCAUGAAUGAAGAACAAGAGGAAAACAUUGCCAACACUCCCAUACCCACUUCUAUGCCGCACAAUCAUCUGAAUAGUCCCACGCCUGCUUCUUCUACACUGCCUCAAAUUUUCCAGCUCGACCAAAUCGAAUUGAAACCAAUGACUAACCAGUCGCAGCCCGAGGCAGGACCAUCUCGCCUUGCAUUUUUUGACGAUCCCCGUCUGCAUAGUUACUAA
Suillus paluster is the source of this 957-nucleotide messenger RNA. RefSeq lists its product as uncharacterized. Gene Ontology annotation, molecular function: protein binding. The transcript is spliced from 6 exons. NCBI's taxonomy places the organism in Eukaryota, Fungi, Basidiomycota, Agaricomycetes, Boletales, Suillaceae. The record is from RefSeq and is a predicted model, not a curated record. The annotation marks the transcript as partial.